Messenger RNA from Salvia miltiorrhiza (redroot sage), 2010 nucleotides. RefSeq names its product protein trichome birefringence-like 34. Gene Ontology annotation, molecular function: O-acetyltransferase activity. Bases 358 to 1617 code for a protein of 419 amino acids. The transcript has 5 exons. The record is from RefSeq and is a predicted model, not a curated record. Lineage: Eukaryota; Viridiplantae; Streptophyta; Magnoliopsida; Lamiales; Lamiaceae. Gene Ontology annotation, cellular component: Golgi apparatus.
AUAUUUGUAUCGUCCAUUAAUCAUCUGAUUAUAUAUCGAUACACUGUAUAAACCGACACAAUUAAUUAUUUAAUUAAUACAGAAAUAUAUAUAUCCUUCAUGUACUCUAAUAUAAAAUCGCUCGUAAAUUGUAAGAGAGGUGCUAUGAUUUUUUUUUUAACAAACGGUCAUGUGUCUUUGACAGAGUGGAAGAGGUGAUGAUGAAGAAUUCUUGGAGAAAAGGAACUAACAUUCUUGCAAAUAAUGCAAGAAACCAUGUGAAAUUAUUGGGAUAAAGCCCAAAUAUUUUUGUGUUCACAAAAAAAUAAAACCAAGCAGCAUACUAGCUAGCUACUCGAAAAAAGAAGGGAAAAAAAAAUGAAGCAUGAAAAAAUGAAAAUGGGGAUGGUCACUCACUGCAUUCUUGGCUUCUCUCUCUUGAUUUUAGUGGCCGCCGUUUUUUAUCUCACGGGUGACUUCUUAGGCUUCUUGGAUCUGCAGAGACAGCUCAAGAAUGCGUGUAACGACGCCGGCAACGAGGCUCCGGCGUCGUACGAGGAUAAGCCGAGUUCGAGUCUGAGUUCGAGCACGAGAUGCAAUUUGUUUGAAGGGAGAUGGGUUUUUGACAAUGUGUCGCUGCCUUUGUACGAGGAGAGGAAUUGCUCGUUUAUGCUGCCCGAGUUUGCGUGUGAGAGGUAUGGGAGGAAAGAUUUCAAGUAUCGGAAUUGGAGAUGGCAGCCUCGUCGUUGUGAUCUUCCGAGGUUCAACGGGACGGCGUUUUUUGAGAAAAUAAGGGGAAAGAAGCUUGUGUUCGUGGGGGACUCGUUGAAUCGGAAUCAGUGGACGUCGAUGCUCUGCCUGGUCGAGUCCGCGCUCGGCCCGUCGUCGCCGAGGACGGUUGUCCGGGACGAGAAUAUGCAUACGUUCCAGUCGAAUGAAUAUAAUGCGACGAUCGCGUUAUAUUGGUCGCCAUUUCUAGUUGAAUCAAAUUGCGACGAUCCAAUUAUUCAUCGCGUCAAAGAUCGAGUAGUCAGGCUUAUGGGCAUCGACAAGCACGCCAGGCAUUGGAACGAUGCGGAUAUACUCAUCUUCAAUUCCUAUCUGUGGUGGACGGAUCCUAUGACAGUCACAUGGGGAACCUCAUUAGGGAGCUCCGAUGCAAGAAACAAGACAGUAGAUAAGAUGAGCACUCGUCUCUACGAAAUGGUCCUCGACGUGUGGUCGGAUUGGCUAGAAAUCAACAUAAAUCGAACUAAAACGAAGAUGUUUUUCAUGAGCCCUUCCCCUUUUCAUCUCUACGGUGAUAAAUGGGAGGAGAAGCGCAACUGCUACAACGAAACAGAGCCAAUUUUAGAUGGGAGAAUUGGUCUCUCGAUAGUUGGUGCAAGAAUGAGAGCUGCGGAAUUAGCCCUGCAAAAGCUAGGGACUCGAGGCAUAAACAUCGAAUAUCUGAAUACGACACAUUUGUCCGAAUAUAGAAAGGAUGCUCAUCCCUCGAUUUAUAAGAAUUUUUUCCACACCGUAAGUGAGGAGCAACUAUCGGAUCCGACGAGCUAUUCGGAUUGCACGCAUUGGUGUCUGCCGGGAGUCCCCGACAUUUGGAAUCAGAUUCUUUAUUCUUAUAUUAUGAACUCUUGAUGGGAACUUCUAGGGUUCAAACCGCAUCGCUCAUCCUUCCCCAAGUAAAAACAAAAAAAAACCUCUUGAUGGAAAAUUGCACAACAUCCAUAUUGAGGAAAUGGCAAGAAGAUUAGGUAAGAUAUGUAUAUGCAGCGUGACAAGAUUUAAUUUGUUGUUUUACAUUUUUUUUUUCUUGAUCUUGCUCUUAGUAGUUCAAUUGUAGCAUAGUUAACUUGCUUUUUUGUGUUCAUUUUGUGUAGGUUUUGUACAAAUGUUUAUUCGAGAAGAUACUGUUGAAUAUAUUCGAGAUAAAUGAUGGUAAUUUACCGAAGCUUCAUUUGUUUCAAUUUGAGGUAUUAGGGAUCCACCAUUUUGGCCUACUAAGUCCCAAUAAAUUAAAUAUUUGAAAUA